This is a messenger RNA of Mya arenaria, 4213 nucleotides long. RefSeq names its product activin receptor type-1-like. Gene Ontology annotation, biological process: protein phosphorylation; cellular response to growth factor stimulus; BMP signaling pathway. The transcript is spliced from 11 exons. Bases 572 to 2194 code for a protein of 540 amino acids. The record is from RefSeq and is a predicted model, not a curated record. Gene Ontology annotation, molecular function: ATP binding; transforming growth factor beta receptor activity, type I; SMAD binding. Lineage: Eukaryota; Metazoa; Mollusca; Bivalvia; Myida; Myidae. Gene Ontology annotation, cellular component: plasma membrane; BMP receptor complex.
GAAUAACCCGCAACAAAGCCGCUUAGUUGACAUUCAAUGAUAUUUUCCCUACUGAUUUUAUGUUAGUUUAAAUUUUAUUGGAUUGCAAUGUUCACAGGUGGCUUGUUAAAAUUUACACCACAUCGACAUGUUAUCUUCGAUUGAGUGUAUCAGAUCUGUGACUAGGAAUAUAAUUAAUUCAUUAUCAGAAAUAACAUUAUUUGAGCUGAUAUUAAUGUCAACUAUUGUGUAAUUUUUUGUUAUUUUUUGUAUAAAAACUGUUUUUAUAAAACUUUAUGAGCAUUUAUUCCAUAACCUAUUAAAAAAUCUGCAAAGAUUAUUUUAAACUAGAUGCUUUAUUUAAGUGUUAAAAUAAAUUUCCUUAUUGAUGCUUGAAAUAAUAUAAUGUUUGGAGUUCAAACUGAUAAUUAUGAAUACCAAAAGAUGAUAUUGUGUGUUAAACUUUAACGGAUGGUCACAAUUUCCAAUUUAUCAAAAUAACAAAUGUGAUGUAAUUGGAUGAAACUGUAAUCAGAGUUGAAACAUUGAAAAGUUUGGAGAUUUAAUCAUUUAACAGCAGCGAGAGAAAAAGAUGGGGAAACGGAAAAUGAGACUUUAUAUAAGUCGAAGGAAAAAAGGUGAGAGGAAGGUCCAACAGCGGGGAAACUUGACAGACAGGAUGAACAGUACAAUUCCAGAACUGAAAUGGAUUGAGUGUGCGUGCAGUCCUCAUGACCGAUGCAGUAAGCCGUACUGCAUGACACAAGUUGGGUGUUUCAAGGCGUUGAAGAUCCGAGAUGGCCGCGAGGAGGAGAUAUUGGGGUGUAACGGAGAGGAGGCACAUGACCAGUUUUUGUGUCAAACCCGCUACAAGCACCCGACAGCAGUGGAGUGCUGUAACAACUACACAAGAUGUAAUGAGGAUCUACAACCUACAUACAUACCUGAUCCAGCAAUACCUACUGAAGUGCACGCAGAACAAAUGAGCUGGGCGUUCGUCCUGUCUGUGGGCCUACCAAUCGUAGGCCUCGUAAUCGUGCUGGUGCUGAUAUUACUGCUGUGUAAUUAUCGACACAAGCGAAAAAUGAGGGAAUUGAGUAAGCAGGAACAGGCACUGUUGCAGAAUGGGGAAAUCAGGGCAGAGGCAGUUGGGGACAAUACACUUAGGGAGCUUUUUGAAGAAUCAUGUACUUCCGGCAGUGGGUCAGGUCUGCCCUUCCUGGUACAACAGACAGUGGCCAGACAGGUCCAUCUCGUAGAAUGUAUAGGAAAGGGUCGUUAUGGCGAGGUAUGGAAAGGAAAGUACCAUGGUGAAAGUGUAGCAGUGAAGAUCUUCCUGUCUCGAGACGAGUCCAGCUGGAGACGGGAAACAGAAAUCUACAACACCUGCCUCCUCAGACAUGAUAAUAUACUCGGGUAUUAUGCAAGUGACAUGACCUCGCGUAACUCUUGCACGCAGCUAUGGUUGAUAAUGCAGUACCAUGAGAACGGGUCUCUAUACGAUUACCUCCAAUAUAACACACUCGACCACGAGUCGAUGUUACGUCUCAUGCACAGCGCAUGUUCUGGCCUGGUUCAUCUGCACACAGAGAUUUUGGGAAAUAGAGGAAAGCCAGCGAUCGCCCACCGGGACAUCAAGUCUAAGAAUAUCCUGGUGAAGCGUGACGGCACAACGUGCAUCGCUGACCUGGGACUGGCUGUCCUACACAAGUGUGAAACCAACCUGCUUGAUCUGGGUUCGAAUAACAAGGUUGGAACUAAGAGAUAUAUGGCUCCAGAAUUACUCGAUGAAACGCUGAACCCAGAAAUGUUCGACAGCUUCAAAUGUGUGGAUAUCUACGCUUUCUCGUUGGUACUGUGGGAGAUUGCGCGACGAUGUUACACCCAGGGUAUAGUUGAGGAAUAUAAGCCGCCAUUCUGGGAUGCCGUGCCAUCAGACCCAUCGUUUGAGGAUAUGAGAAAGGUGGUUGUCGUGGACCAGAACCGGCCAGUAAUACCCAAUAGAUGGGCAUCAGAUUGUAUUCUGUUGCCGAUGUCUCGAGUGCUUCGUGAGUGUUGGAAUCAGAAUCCGAAAGCGCGCCUCACAGUGUUACGACUGAAAAAGACAUUGCGGAAACUCUGGGAGGAGGCACAAGAUGAAAAGUAUAUGGACAAGAGUGGGCUGCGCGAAAAAAUCAUGGCCAAUAAGAUCAUUGAGAAAAUUGUUGAUGUGUGAAAAUUGACAUUGAGUUCAGGUGUGAAUAUUGUUCCAUUAUAUAAGUGUGAAAAAGCGUUAAAACACAUGUACAAAUAAGAGAGGGUUGUGUUGAAAAAACGUGUUACAUCAGAUCAUUGAGAAAAUAGUUGAUGUGUGAAAACUCACACUGAGUUCAGGUGUGAAAAUUGUUACACAAUAUAAGCAUGGAAAAAGUGUCAAAACACAUGUAAUUGUGGGCUAAGCGGGAAAGUAUUGAGUGUGGUCAAUAUUUUUAUCAUGAAAGUCAUUGAUGUGCUAAAACUGACGCAAAUAACCUUACAUUAUAAAGGUGUGAAAAUUGUUGCACUUAAAAGUGUGAAAAAACACGCAUUUUCAUGAAGGUUGGGUUAAGUGAGAUUAUCAUGGCCUCCAAGAUCAUCAUGAAUAGUGUUGAUGUGUGGAAAUUGAAACACUGUCUCUAAAUGUGUGCAAAAUACACGAACAAGUGCAAGUUACGCAGGCAAGAUCGUAAAGAAUAUCAUUGAUGUGUGAUAAUUGACAAGUGUUUAUGCAAAUGUGUGAAAAACUUUCUACAUUGAAAGUGUGAAAAGAGUAAAUAUUCCAGUAUAUGAAGAGGGUAAAACUUGUUUCUCUCUAAGUGUGAAACGUGUCAAUGUGGGAAUGUGUUAAAACACAAUUGUUUGAAAAGACAUUCCUGUUAUUUUCACGACCGAUGUAUCUAAAACAAGGCACCAGAUGUUCUGACAUGCUCUAGUGCUCUUUGAGGAAAGAAUCAGGGAUAAUGUGUUGGCAGUCUCAAUACACGCAAUGGAAUAAAUACCAUUAUGUGUAAAUGUGUAACACAUAAGUGUGUACAAAGUAUACAUUGUUUUGCAUAUUUUUCCAUUUUGUUUUCUGCCAUAGUCAUGAACAAAACCUGUAUACAUGACAUAAAUUAUUGAUGUGUGUAAAUAUCUGAAACAUGUAUUUAGGUAUACAUUGUUUUACAUCUUAUUUCAUUUUGUUUUCUGCCAUAGUCAUGAACAAAACGUGUUACAUGACAUAAGUUAUUGAUUUUAUAAAUAUUUGAAAAUGUAUUAAGAUAUGUCAUGGUUUCGCAUCUUUUUAAAAAAAAAAACUUCUGCCAUAAUCAUCAAUAAAACCUGUUUUCAUGACAUAAAUCAUUGAUUGUGUAAAUAUUUAAAACAUAUAUUAAGGACCACAUGGUUAUUCAUCAACAAAACCUGUAUACAUGAAGUAAAUUAUUGAUGAUGUAUAUAUUUGAAACAUAUUUUAUGGACUUAGCAUGUAUGCAAUGAUUUCAAGAGAAGGCUAAUCAAUACAAUGUUAUAUCAUAUUUGGAGAAGUCCUUCCAUAUAUGUUUCAGCUAAACAUUACAGAAAAAAUUGAAGGGUAUGUUUGGAUUAGCUUUUUAAAGUUUUUUUCACUUAAACUUAAAGUUUAAAUAAUAUGACAAAUAGCCUUCAUAAUAAGGCCUUAAAAACAAUAACAUUAGGUUCGCAUUACCCGAUCCUAUCUACGAAAAAACACUGACACUGAAUCAAUUGAAAUCAAAUAUUUUUCUUAGUUUGUGUGCUCUUAAUAUAAAGCUUUACACAGGAGAUUACUUUAACCAAUUCUCCAAUCAUUACAAAAAUGUUCUUACAUAAAGCGUAAGGAAAAAAUAGAAAAGCCUAGCUUCCCUACCCGUUUUUGAAAAAGAUUUUACCCUAACCAAACAAUUUUUUUUUUGGCCUAACAAUAUUGUUGCUUACACUUACACUUAGUCUCUUACAAUCAGGGAGGAUUAAGGUUUGAAAGGAUUAACAUGUUCUUUAAUCAACAAACCACCCUACACAUCAAAUGAUAAUAGAUGUAAUAUACUUGUUCUCUUGUGUUAUAUGUUUAAUGUAGUAUUAUUUUAAAAUUAUGUUAUAGAUCUGAUUUUUUCUGUCAUAAUACAUGUAAGAUAAUUUUUUUAAUCAUUUCAGUUUUAUGUAUUUUAUAAAUUUUGCAAAUUUGUUUUAUGUUGAUAUUGAAAAAAUAAAUGUCUGAAAG